Messenger RNA from Medioppia subpectinata, 876 nucleotides. The record is from the annotation of a GenBank genome assembly. NCBI's taxonomy places the organism in Eukaryota, Metazoa, Arthropoda, Arachnida, Sarcoptiformes, Oppiidae.
UUAAACGUCAAAAAGUGAUGAAAUUUUUGUUGAUUUGAUUUUGAGUUUUUAAAUGUGAUUAUAAUUAUGGACUCAAUGAAGAUAUGGACCAAUUGGGUGACCACUAAGUCAAUCGACUCGUCCGUAUUUGUCAGAUAUAUCGGCGCUGAUGGCGGCGCCGCCGGUGGCCGGCAAGACAGCGGUUCCAGCGGUGACUCAACCGACGAAGACACCGCUGAAGAGGACGUGGAGUCCCUAUUGGAGAGCUGCGAGAAUUGUGUCCAACUGUCGGCGCCGACGACGACAAGCGAUACGACGGCGCGGAUUGAGUGCAAACUUUUCGUCCAAACUCUCGAUGACGGCGGCGCCGAUGGCGCCGAAGACGUUGUCACUCGAGUUGAUUCCUAUUCGCUGUUGUGUUCGGCGAAAGUGUUAGAAAUUCACGGCAACGACACUCAAGAGUACAUCCAAACCGUGUUCAACGAAUUGGUGGACGAGUGCGACGGCCUAUCGAUGUAUAGAAGCGACUAUCACUUCAAGGAACCGCUUAAAGAGUUUACCAUUACGUUUAAGAGCUUUAAUGAGCUAUGGAUUUACGGAUUGGUUGUGAGAUUAAUUAGAGUCAAACAGUCAUCGGUGGUUAAGCCAUCGGGCGAUCACUCGGGCAUUGGCUCACUGUUUGGCAUGUUAUCUAUGUUUGGCAAAGCGUCCAACGCUUCCAGCGCUUUGAGUCCUGAACUGAUGGCCAGAUUAGCGGCGCUCAAGACAACCGGUGAUAGUGUUGUGCAGAAAGACACGGCGAGUAGUGAUUCCAAGUGUCGGCCAUCAGCACAAUUGAUUGCCAUCAAAAUGGCACUCAUUUGCGGCGAUAUAUCGACGAAAAGUUUACACAAUUAG